This is a messenger RNA of Endocarpon pusillum Z07020, 2454 nucleotides long. RefSeq lists its product as uncharacterized. The coding region runs from base 1 to 2454 and encodes 817 amino acids. The transcript is spliced from 4 exons. Lineage: Eukaryota; Fungi; Ascomycota; Eurotiomycetes; Verrucariales; Verrucariaceae. The record is from RefSeq and is a predicted model, not a curated record. Gene Ontology annotation, molecular function: zinc ion binding; DNA binding; DNA-binding transcription factor activity, RNA polymerase II-specific. Gene Ontology annotation, biological process: DNA-templated transcription; regulation of DNA-templated transcription.
AUGUCUGGCCGCCUGCAGCCGGACAGGUCCCAGAGCGGACGCUCCUCCGAAAACACCUCCUCUCCCCAUCCUGUGCUAGGCAAGAUGAUUCUUCCACGUCUUGAUGGCGCUUCCUACGAAACCAGUUCUGUCCCCAAAAGAACACCCCAUGCGUGUGAGAGGUGCAGGACCCUGAAGGCCAAGUGCACAGGUGGGACGCGAUGUGAGAAAUGUGUACUUGACAAGGCGGAAUGCAAGUAUGGGGAUGGUAAACGAGAACGAAACAAAAAGGAAAUGGCUUCUCAGCUGCAGAAGAGUACUUCCUUGAUUCAUCAGAAUGAACAGCUGCUUGCAGCGCUAAGAGAAGUCACUGAUGACCCAGCUUUUGACGCCAAGAAGCAUCCAAACGUGCUGCAAUUGCUCUCAAAGUAUCCGUCAGCGGACAGUCCAGAAACCGUCGAAGCUCCCGGUAAAGGUCGACGCCGAGAUAGAGGCUCCCAUGACGAGGGCGAGACUGCCACCGUCGCCAGUAUUGCCUCACCCGGAGCUGCAGACAGCCAAGCACCGCCGGUGAGCUUGGGUAUUGGCUCUGGUGCAUCAGGCUACAUAGGCAAGAGCUCAGAGAUCUCCUGGCUGCAACGUGCACAGGAACAGAUGGCGAGGCAGCACGUUAACGUUGACCACACUUCUCUAGAGCCAGAUGACAACCAUCCACAUGGAUCAUACAUGGACUAUCACAUGGACGAAGCCAACUUGCUUGCUGUCGACGAAGACACAGUCAAUCCAAUGGAGGUGCCACCACUGCCAGUAGCAAAAGCAUUGGCUACGGCUUAUUUCAAAACUGUUCACAAUAGCUUUCCCCUGGUGGCUCAAGAUACGUUCAUGGAUGUUUUGAUAAGUCAGUUCCAUGUCCAGCCCCCGCUUUCCUGGGAAGGUCGACGAUGGCUGUCCUUGGCCAACAUAAUCUUUGCAGUUGGCGCCAAAUGGUUGUACUUGACGCGUGCGAGGAAUGCUGAUACGCAGUCACCAACUAUUGGCCCGGGCGACCACAUUGUAUACUAUGCUCGGGCAAGAUCUCUCGGACUUGAUCACCGGCUAAUCAUGGAUCACCCACUCAUCGAACAGAUUCAAGCUUUGGGCAUUCUCGGGCUCUACCUCAUCGUAAAUCACCAGAUCUCUCGGGCCUGGACCACCGUGGGACAUGCAAUCCGUCAUGCUAUUGCUCUUGGCUUACAUCUCCGCGUAGGAGUAGGCAUCGAUCUCAAUGAGCUGCAACGCCGUUCGCGCACAUGGUGGGCUCUUUAUGGCCUUGAACAACUCUUAGGAGACUUUACUGGUCGACCCACAUCGAUUCCGGACAGCGAUAUCGCGAUUCCGCUAGACUGGUCAAAGAAGGGCGAGGUGGCUUCCCCACCCUCUCAAACCGACUCGCGCGCAAUGGCUACGCAAAAAGCGUUCCCAAGUGAAUCAUCAAUCGGACUUGAGGCUAUGAAGUUCUCUCCUCACUUGUACUUCGUCUGUCGAACCCGUCUAAGUAUCCUUGGCCACAAGAUUCGUUCCUCGCUAUAUGCGUCUGGCAGGACGAAUCAGCCUUGGUCCAGGUUUCAGCAGAAUAUCCGAGACUUUGAUCAAGAGCUUACUCGAUGGUCAUCAAACCUUCCCGAAGCCAUGAGAUUGCCUCCCAGAAUAGAUAUUCAGACAUCAGGCCGUAGUCAAGAUUGGCUCCGUGAUCAGUUUGAAUUAGCCAUGGCAUAUCAGAGCACACGAAUGAUCCUCUUCCGUCCUUGCCUCUGCCAUCUAGAAGGAGUAAUACCGUAUGAAUCAGCUCUUUCACGAGGCAUCAACCACCAAGCGGCCGUGUCUUGUGUAAAUGCCGCACGAACCCUACUAGCUCUAUUACCAAAGGGCUCGGGUAGCGCUCACCCAUCUCAGAUGCUUCCAUGUUGGAGCCUUCUGCAUUACCUGACUCAAGCCGGAGCCGUGUUGAUUCUGGAGCUGGGCCUCAAAGCUGAGCAUAUGCCAUUACAGGUCAAAGAGCUGCUAGACGAUACUGGGAAGGUCAUAGCGUGGCUGGCAGACAUGGCGACUGACUCAUUGUCUGCCUGGAAGAGCUGGGAGAUAUGUCGCAAGCUUUACUUACAAGCCGUUGCAGGCAUGGGGGUGGACGUGAUGAUACCGGAGAACAUACAGAAGCCACCGGGGUGGAAACCCGCGUACGAGCAGCUACUUUCCCAGGCAUUAAAUGUGCCUGCGAAUCAGCAACAAAACCUGCAAAUGCUGCAUCAUCUGCACCCUCACGUCGGAAUGUCAUUUGUACCAGCCUCGGAAACCAUGUUUGUGGAACACUUGACCCAAGCCUCGUGGCCCCUGUUGCCUGAAAUGCCCGUUCCAGACGGCACGAUGGCGUUCGAUGGGCCGGAAGUGUAUCCGCCCUCCACUGGCGACAUGGCAGGCGAGAUGGAUUGGAGGACGUAA